Molecule: messenger RNA, 3438 nt
Organism: Sitodiplosis mosellana (orange wheat blossom midge)
Lineage: Eukaryota; Metazoa; Arthropoda; Insecta; Diptera; Cecidomyiidae
Exons: 9
Coding region: 1482-3020 (512 amino acids)
Source: RefSeq, a predicted model, not a curated record
UAUUGUCUGUACUGAACGACCUAAAGUGGUUCAAUUAAUUGUUGUCGAUUCAGUAUACGUAGGUAUGUCUGACACACUCGAAAAAGUUGUUCGUGAAAUGCAUAAUGUUUGCGAUCAAACGUCAUGUUAUUUACGCAAAUUACUGGCGUUCGCUGAAUUACAAUGACUGUUGAAGUUUUUAAAACCAAAACGAAAGACAGACAGAAAGAAGGGAGGAAGGAAAAAAACAAAAUCUGACUCUUGUGCGAUCGAUGAAAUUGGAAGCAGAAAAAAAAACAACAAUAACUGUUCUAUUAUAAUCUUUUGAACACAACAAUUCAUAUUUUGGCUCAUUACAAGGUGUGCACCGACUGUACUUCGAGUUGGUGCAAGUCGAAGAACUCACUUGUACAGUAGAACAAAAAAAAAUUAAAAGAAAAAAUAAUGGAAGAGAAUUCGAUUUGAAACUAUGAAAAAAAAACUCAUGCGAGAAAAAGUGGUAAAAGUUAUUGGUUUCGUCUAUAGAUCAAACAUAAAUUGGCCGUGUCAACGUUACUAAAAAUCCAGUGGACGUUUUUUUGUUGUCAUUUUCCAUUUUUCUAUUUUUAAUAGGCUUUUCAUCGUAAAUCUUUUAUCAAAGGCUUUCAGUUUCAGCCUUUCGAUGCAAUAUUAUACACCGUGUAUGCAGACAGUGGAAUACAAAUACGUCAUAUGUGAAAGAGACACAAUGACACAAAUUUCUCUUUGUUUUCUAUUUCUUUAGGAACACAACGGAACAGCCGAAUAUAAUUUCAAGAAGAAUCCAACAGUUUUGGUAUUUUGAAAGUUGAUGACUUCGAUGGGUAUUCUCACAAUUCAUUCACCACCAAAUGGGCGUCAUAUUAAUGGCUAACCGUUUGAUAACUGCGCUGAUAUGUCUUGAUUAAGUCAUUGUGAUUCUAAUACGAAACAUAUAAAUUUGUCAUAAAUCACACGGUUUUUUUUGGAUUCAUUAUUGAUGAAUGAAUAUUUCUUUACCUGCUGAAUAUGAAAUUCACUGAUUUUCUUUCUUUGCUGUUGACAAUGUGUCGAAACGAAAGAAGCAAAUGCACCGAAAAGAAAUUCCGGACAAAUUUCGAUUUUGGAGAAAUCAUAAUUAGGCCAAUUGACCAAUUUUAAUGAUAUACUUUAAUCAAGUGCUACACUACCGACUGCCGCAUUGUGUGUAUGCGUGUGUGAUUUGAAUAUCUAACGAGAUGAAAGCAAAACCUAAAAUGAUUUAAAACCUUGGCACACUCGAUAUUAAACCGUUUUCAUUUUGUAUUUUGUUGCGUGAUAAAAAGAAUGUACCGAAUAUCAUAUUAUCUCAUUCAAACGUGUGGACUGUGAAUGUGGCGCUUAGUGUUUUUUCUCAUAUUCAUAUUGCAGCAAGCAACAGAAGAACGUAACGCAAAGAAGAAAAUAGACGCGCUUUCGAGUUUUUGUGUGCCGGAAUUGAUACUCUUCGCUUAGUCAGUCGACUGAUGAACGUUAAACACUUCAAUCGUGGAAAUCUGAUCGCGAGUCGCUCAACGUCAAAAUAUUCAAACAAGUGUAUAAAUAUGAAGAUACCAUUCGUUCUGGAAUUGCUGUUCAUCAGCGCGCUCAUCGCGUUCGUUUCAUCAAAGAAUGUCAAUAGACGAAUAGCUCGCAUCGAUCCAAUUCCUGAAACAACUACUCUCAAAGUAAAUAUUUCAUCGGCCGAAAAUUCCGUUCGUCAAGAUGAUGUCAGCCAAGAUAUUCAAAUUGUUCAAGAAUUGACUGAUUCGCAAGAAGCUGUCAUCGCUCCAGUUGAGGCUGAUACCAAUCCCAGCGCCGAUGUGGUGAAACCCAUUUCAGCCGAAAAUAAUGAAAUCGAACCCAAACCAAGCACCGAAAAACCAUUGAACGAAAAUGAUCCAAAUCCAAUCAACAAAUUCUGCUCAUGCUCAUCAGCGACAUGCAAGUGUUGCCGCGACUUCAACAUUCCGUUUAUUCCAAUUCGUGGACCUGGCUGCGCUACUGUCCGUUAUUUGGAUAAUGAUCGUUUGUCGAUUGGCAUCAAAUAUGGUGACUUAGUUUUGGCUUCGCGUACGGUUGAUAGCCGAAGACCAACACCUAUUUGCCUUCCAUUGCCCGGUGGAUAUAAUCGUUUCUGCGGCCGCGUAUAUGGUAUUUCACGACAAGAUGAAAACUUCAAAGCAUGUUUGGGAUUGGAAUUGCGAGCUGAUGAUGACGUUGAAGCAUCACUUCGGGUGUCAUGUUUCCAAUUCGGACCAAAAGGCUUAGCAACAAUGGAAGCAGAGCCAUUGCCACCAAAUAUCACCGAUGACGAUGAAGACGAGGAUGAUGAUGAUGACGACGACGAUGAUCCAUUGGGCAUUGGCGAACUUGCCGGUGGUGAUGAUGAUGAUGACGAUGAUGAUGAUUCGGAAGAAGCACCAGGCCCAGGUGGAUUCGUUGGGGAUGUUUUGGGUGGUAUCUUAGGCGGUGGCGGUGGAGGCGAUGAUGACGACGACGAUGACUUUGGAUUGACACGUCUUUUUGGUAGCGCUGGAAAUUUCGUUUCGGAAUUCCUCGGUGGCAACAGCAAUGAAAAGAAAAAGCCAAACGAAGGUAUCAAUAUCAACCGACGAAAUGAUGAAAAGCCUAAAAAGAAGCUUGAAAUCGUCAAAAAGACACCGAAAAACUCGGCAAGCAAAUUAAAAGCCGAAGCUGACGAUCAAAAUGAUGCUUCAAUCAUGGGAACAAUAGAAGAAACCAUUGAAGAGUUGGCCGCCGACGAUGAGGAGCAACCAACCGAUAGCCCAACAGAAAAGGUUGAACCUACCGAAGCCGAACAUGAGGAGAGUGAUGAAGUUGACGGUGCUGAUGGAGCUGAUAAAGAUUACGAAGAGGAUGAGGAUGAUGACUAUGAAGAAGACUACAAUGAAGUGAAAACUGAAAAGAACAAAGCCACAGAAGCGAAACCAGUCAAAAAGAAGAAAGCAACUAGUUCGUUUGGUUUCGGUUAUUUUGGAAGAUUUUUCAAAAUCUUCUCUUAAACAGAUAGCAAUCUAGGGUUUAUUGUAAAAAAAAAUGUAUAGUCGCAUUAGAUGUAAAAGAAAAACAAUCGACACAUGACUCCGUACUUUUAAAUUUAAUAAUUUAUUUAUUUAUUUAUUCGAACAUGUUCACUCUACUUUUAUACAAACAAUUAGACUGUACAUAAAUGUUCUUUUAUAAAAACAAAUCGGCAAUUCGAUAUCAAAAAAAAAAAUAAUGGAAAAACUGAAAUAUGUUACCUAAUCUGCUAUGAUAUAAUUCACAUAAAUGUUAAACAGAUACAUUUUCAAACGUUCACGACACGACUAUCAAUUAAUAACGAGAAGAAAAAAAACAGUGCAAAAUAGUUAUUCAUUGGAACUUUUUGUAGAGUAAAAAAUUGUAACAGAAACAUAAUAAAUAGUCAAAAAGUUAAAG